Molecule: messenger RNA, 1584 nt
Organism: Cylindrotheca closterium
Lineage: Eukaryota; Bacillariophyta; Bacillariophyceae; Bacillariales; Bacillariaceae
Source: the annotation of a GenBank genome assembly
AUGAAGUCUUUGUUUCUAUACAAUCUUACCGCCAACGAGGAGCGCCUCGUGGCGGAGAUCAGACAAGCGAUGGAGUGGAAGGAGAGCGUUAAUAUUUGCUCGACCAAUGGUAUGGAAGUGAGCCUCAUCGUCCGGAAUGUUCUGUCAGAAUUACUGGUGAGAAUUUCGGAGGUUGGAAAUCGCUUUAUGACACUAUCCUUGGGAGGAUCAAAGUUCGGCUGUAAUCUGAAUCAUGUUGUACAACUGGCAAAUGAACUCGGAAUUUUGAAGAAGAUUUGCUUUGAUGAUGUGAAUUUUAUUCCUUCGAUUGUUCACGGGAUGUGUCUGAACCCCAACCUCCUAGAAAUAUCUCUCUGCAUAGCUUCGCCGAACUGGAGGAAAUCGGCGCUGAUAUCCUUUUGCAAAGCUCUGACCAACCCCCAAUCAAGAUUGGAAAUUUUGCGUGUGAGAACUUGGACUCAUGUUGAUUGCUUCACGCGAAAUCAAUUGGACAUCCCACAAGUUACACAAUGGGAUGAAGGUCUCGAUCCUAUACUGCAAGCUCUGGUUGGAAAAAAUUCUAUUCAUUAUUUGGAAGUGCAAGUCCAUGAUUUGUUCUCCACAGAACAGAAGUCAAUCCUGAACCAAUGCCUGUGUCAUGAGGAUUGCCAGAUUGCUACACUGGAUCUACGGGUUCAAAGAUCAACGACCAAAGAUCCUUCCAACGCUAAUGCUUUGAGUUGGAUCUUUCCAGGCAUGAAAAAAAACACCAGAUUGAGGCAUAUUCAUUUUUGUGGCUGGAAACUGACAGCUGGUCACUCGAAAGAAAUCAUCAAUGCACUUCAAAGUUGUCGCCACAUAGAAGGAUUCAAAUUCGAUCGAAGUCAACUGGAAAGCAAUCCAAGCGCUUUCAUUACUGCACUACUCAAACUUGAUUUCCUCAAGAGCAUAUCAUCCUAUAGCAACGGCUGGAAACUUUCCCCUCCACGGCGGUAUGAUGAAUUUGAUAUAAGUGCACUCUUGCCCGCCAUAACGGGGAACAAUUCACUCGAAGCGUUAUAUUUGAGAGACAUGAACGUCUCGAUAGAAUCGAUCAACGAGCUACUCCGAAUCAUUGGAGAGCAUUGCCCGCAUUUAAACACGCUGGAGCUAAUCAAUAUGUCAAAACUAUCGACGUCAGGCGAGGACAGAUUCCUGGAACCACUUCGAUGCCCAUAUAUUGAAAAGGUGCACCUGGUCGGUCUACCUCCAUUUGCAUCAAAACGACGGCGUGGAGCACAGUAUGAAGACCGAACUGCUUGGUUUCGGCGAGCACUGGUGGAAUGCCCACGACUGUAUAGUUUUGGUCCUGGAGAAAACUAUGGAUUGUCUCGGUUUUUGGUGGACAUUGACACCAAUCUACUACAUAGUGCCGACUUUCAUAAAUAUGGUCAAUUGGUGGUUGGCAAAUCGAAUCCUCCCUCAUUAUGGACACACGUUCUCCACAAGAUCCAAUGCGAACUAGACGAUCCGAAACGAAUUUCAAGCGUAAUCUUUGCGCUGCUUGCAAAGGGAUGCAUACAAUCUUUUAUACAAAAAACUGAUGACUAUUGUUGUCUACGGUAG